Molecule: messenger RNA, 1210 nt
Organism: Aspergillus alliaceus
Lineage: Eukaryota; Fungi; Ascomycota; Eurotiomycetes; Eurotiales; Aspergillaceae
Exons: 2
Coding region: 151-906 (251 amino acids)
Source: RefSeq, a predicted model, not a curated record
UGCCGCCAUAGGUAUCAUUUUCUAUAUAUCUAUUUCUCCUUCUUACCUUACCUCCCCGUAGUUCUAAUUGAUACUAUUCUUCCCUCUUUCCUCCUUCCUCGACCCUACCUGCGAAUUCCAUCCCUCCACUGACAUCACUCAAAUCGCAGCAUGGCUCCCAUUCGACGUUACCUCAGAAUAAGCAAAUAUACCAUCCUCGAAUGCCGGAUCUACUUGGAAAACCCUGCGGACACACGAUGGCUCCUCGACAGCCGAGAUUCCGUGCUUCCCCGGAUAUUCACUGCGGUCAGACCUCUAAUCCUACCUAAACUCCGCGAGGAAAACGAAAGGCUCCUUGCCAGGAAGAAAGGGAAGCCGGUCAAAGAUGUGAUCGCCGAAGAGGACUUUGAGGUUUCAUUAUUUCUUCGCGAGUCGCGAACACGUCACUCGCUCCUCACGCGACAUAAGGAGUUUGAUGAGCCCAAGAACACAUUGAGGGAAGGAAUGGGGAAUCAAUCUGGACCUAUGAAAGGUUCAAGCGGGGGUGUUGAUGGGGGUAUUGUGGUCGAGAGCGACAGCGAGUCGAAUCUCGAUUUGCACGAUAUCCCGCAAGCUACUGCGGAGGAAGGGAAUGAUUCAAGGGGCAAACGCCGACGGAAUACAGAUGAACCAGUCGAUACCGCGGCUAGUCGGCGCGUUUCGAAACGUCGGAAGGAUGAGGAACCGGAUGAUAAAAAGAUGCGCUUUAGGACGAACUAUGAGGGGUUUAAUAUCUAUGGGUGGGUGUUAUGCUUGCUUGUGACGCGUAAAGGGGAUAAAGCUGGAGCAAAGUCGGUGUCUUCGGAGUCUACACGCCAGGCUUUGAUGGAGGAGUGGAUGUCUACACAAGCUCAGGGGGUUGUGGAUGAAGAGCAAGAUGUUAGUUGAUUUGAACGUUCGUGUUUUCUUGGGUAGGCUGGGCUGUCGUAGUAUGUAUAGUGCAUACACUCGGUAUUCCAUUCCUCAUUCGCAGGAUUAGAAGCUCUGCCCUAGUGACUACAGGAUACGCUGGAGAUGACGAAGUCAAUGACAAGGUUAGACAAGACUCCUCCCUGCAAUGGGCACGGGGCUUACGAGCGAAUUAUUAAAAAGCUUAGUGUCUGGGUGAUACUUCAUAUCGAGAGCCCAUUAGUAUCAGACAAACCGGCAGCAUCUGAUUAAUGCGUUGCUCUGAAUUGGGUCCGAAUCCCGA